AUGGUGUCCUUCGAAGACAUAAUACUCAACAACGAGUCUCUCUCCAGCGCUGGCUCUGGCCCAAUUGCAGCUUUAGCAGGCUGUACCAACGGCAUCGGACUCGCCACGCUGCACGCCCUACUCAAACACACGACUAAACCGGUCCUCUACCUUAUAGGCCGAGACUCGUCGCGCUUGUCGUCCAUAGUCUCCGAAGCGUCCAAACUCAACGCCUCUGCUGCUCUCAUACCCAUUGUCGCCGACGACUUGACGUUGGUUUCCUCCGCACAGCGCGCUGCAGAAGAAAUCCUCUCCCACAAACCGCCGCGUCUCGACCUCCUGAUCGUCUCGCAAGGCUAUCUCUCCCUGUCCUCCCAGCCAGAUUUCUCCCCCGAAGGGCUCGAUCGCAUCACUUCGAUCCGCUACCACGCACGCAUGCGCAUGGUCGUAACCCUCUUGCCAUUAUUACGCAAAUCCCCUUCUCCGCGUGUAAUCUCCGUGUUAGCGUCGGGGAGAGAAGGCAAUCUGGAUCUCGACGAUUUGUCUAUGACGAAGACAACUCCAGGGAAACCGUACAGCGUAUUCUACGCCGUCGGUGCAGCGAGUGCGAUGACGACGCUAUUUCUCGAGCAUCUGGCAACACUCCCGGGAAAUGACCGGAUGGUCUUUAUACACAUUUUCCCUGGUCCUGUGGCUGAUACGGGUCUGCAUAUCCGCGAUGGAAGCUUUAUUAUCCGCUUGCUGUACGACUGGGUGUUAAAGCCUGUGAUGAGAGUAAUUGGCUCUUCAGCAUCGGAGGCCGGGGAGAGGGUCCUUUUUGCUGCAACAAAUGGACGGUUCCGACGCGUCGAACCAGCGCAAAGGGAGAGAAUGAAGGGGACUUUGAUCCAGGAAGGCACGGAUGGAGUGCAGGGCAGUGGUGUGUAUGCGGUUCAAGCGGAUUCGAGUGUGGUGACGGGCGGAGGGAAUAAGGAGCUGAAGAGGCUUAGGGAGAUGGGCGCCGCGAGGAAGGUGUGGGAAUAUACGAUGGGGGAGUUUGAGAGGAUUGAGACCAUGAAUACUCAAUGA
Messenger RNA from Rhinocladiella mackenziei CBS 650.93, 1047 nucleotides. RefSeq lists its product as uncharacterized. The transcript has a single exon. Bases 1 to 1047 code for a protein of 348 amino acids. Gene Ontology annotation, biological process: secondary metabolic process. NCBI's taxonomy places the organism in Eukaryota, Fungi, Ascomycota, Eurotiomycetes, Chaetothyriales, Herpotrichiellaceae. The record is from RefSeq and is a predicted model, not a curated record.